GUCUUCCAACCCACAAAGAAAAUAAAGCUAGUUUUUGAAAUAUCUGUGUGUGUAAGAAGCCCCUCCAUUAUACACAAAAGAAAAAAUAACAGAUAAAACAAUCUCUGCUUUGAGAUUAUUCUUCUGGAGUAUUUGAUGUUGGUGUACUCUGUCACCCAUCUUUCAAACAAACAGCAUGUGUCUUUAAAAAAAAUCUUUGCAGUCUGGGACCAAAUUCAUUCCAUUCUUUCCUCACAAUGAUCUCAAGACCACCAGAAUCUGUGGUUGCCAUGGACAUGGAACUCUUAUUCUUUCAUUGGCAUGUUCGCAGCCAAAGGCGUAGGACAUGGUGAUUAUGGAUCGAAUUUAACCGCAUGGCGAUAUGAAGAGAUUCAAAAAGAAUCGUCAGUAUCGCUGGUUCUCUAAAAAGAAAAAUACUGAUAUGGAUGAUAAUCCGUUGACAGACAUUUUGGUUGUCCCUAACCAGAAUGUCAAUAAUAGCCCUGCUCUAAAUGAAGCAGUAUCCACUCAUGGCGGAGUCGAAAAUGAAAGCCCUGCUCUAAAUGAAGCAGUAUCCACUCAUGGCGGAGUCGAAAAUGAAAGCCCAAACCAGGGUAAACUGAACUCUGUCACUAUGGAAGACCCUAAUGAAUGGGAUGAUAAUCCGUUGACAGACAUUUUGGUUGUCCCUAACCAGAAUGUCAAUAAUAGCUCACAGCCAAAAGAAUCGACAUCCAUUACUUAUGUGGAAUCCAUCAAUGACAAGUCACACUCAGGAGAAUCAACAUCUAGUAUAUAUGUGGAAUCCAUCAGUGACAACUCACAGCCAAAGGAAUCAACAUCCAUUACUUUUGUGGAAUCCAUCAAUGACAAACCAAAUACAGAAGAAUUGACAUAUGAAAAUUAUGAGGAAGCACCCAGUACCAUGACUUCAAUAUAUGAAUAUGGAUCACUACAUGUUGAUGGAGCUACAAGUGAAGUUACUGCCCAGUCAGACUUGAAAACAUCCCCAAGUGAACGCAUCAGUGUAAGCACUCCAUUAAGUCAGUCAACAGUAAUAUCUGUUGAUGAAGACGUCGAUGAAACCAGCAAGAUGAAGAACACUACUCGUUUAAUUGUAUCAGCCUUUGCAUUCAGAGUAUUUGGAAUCCUGCUCAUCUUUGUGGACAUAUUUCUCAUCAUGUCAGAUGUAAUUUUCAAUGAUAACAAAAUAGUUUUCGAAUGCCAUUCAAUUUCUUUGGCUAUUGCAUUAUUUUUUUUCUUUGAUGUUCUACUCAGAGUGUAUGUUGAGGGGAGGAAGACAUAUUUUACUGAUCUAUUUAACAUCUUAGAUGCUGUCAUUAUUGCAAUAACUCUCUUGAUCGAUACCAUUUACUUCUUUUUUGACCUAAGAUUUCUGAAAGACGUACCAAGGGUGGCCGUUCUGCUUCGACCUCUACGCCUUAUAAUUUUGGUAAGAGUUUUCCAUCUGGCUUACCAAAACAGACAACUCCAAAAGCUGACCAGAAGACUGGUUUCAGAAAACAAAAGGCGAUACAGGAGAGAUGGAUUUGACCUAGAUCUCACUUACAUAACUGAUCGCAUUAUCGCCAUGUCAUUUCCAUCUUCUGGAAAGCAGUCUUUCUACAGGAAUCCAAUUAAGGAAGUUGUGAGGUUCCUGGAUACCAAACAUCGAAACCAUUACCGAGUCUACAAUCUAUGCAGUGAAAGAGCUUAUAAUCCUGAACAUUUUCAUAACAGAGUCCAAAGAAUCAUGAUUGAUGAUCAUAAUGUCCCUACUCUCAGCGAGAUGGUGGUAUUCUCCAAAGAAGUAAAUAUGUGGCUGGCUCAAGACAAGAAGAACGUAGUAGUGAUUCACUGCAAAGGCGGCAAAGGAAGAACUGGGACAAUGGUCUGUGCUUGCCUCAUUGGUAAUCAGAUCUUUGGUACUGCAAAGGAAAGUCUUGCUUAUUUUGCAAGUCGACGUACUGAUCACACCAUCAGUAGUAAAUUCCAAGGAAUUGAAACUCCCUCCCAAAGUAGAUAUGUUGGAUAUUUUGAGAAUGUGAAAAAUCUCUGCAACUGGACUCUCCCGCCAAAAAAAAUCCUCACGCCAUACAAAAUUAUCAUUUAUUCAAUUCAUAAUGUUGGAAAAGGCGAUGGAAGUGACCUAAAAAUUCAAAUAACUACAAAACAACAGACAGUCUUUUCAUGUUCAUCUUCUAAAAACUGCAAGAUAUUUCACGAUGUCGAAACUGACAAAGUCAUUAUUGAAUUGUUGAACUGUCCAAUCCUAUAUGACGACGUUAAAGUCAGAUUUCUCUCUCGGGUAAGUAAUCAAGAAAUUACUUCUGCUGUUGUACUUGUUUGCUCUUUUGAUUGAUUUUGAU
Oryctolagus cuniculus (rabbit) is the source of this 2348-nucleotide messenger RNA. The record is from RefSeq and is a predicted model, not a curated record. Lineage: Eukaryota; Metazoa; Chordata; Mammalia; Lagomorpha; Leporidae.